GGGUUUAAAACAGGAGGGCGGACAGGUUCCUUUGAUCUUAUCUGAACGUAUGUAAUGGAUGGAAAAUGCUGACGUCAUUGCCAGCCCACAGAGAAGCGACGAAAAGCGAAUCACACCCUCGAAUAUUCAACUUCUCUCUCACCUCUUUCUCUGUCGACUGGGGAAAAAAAAAAUGUAUACCACGCAUCAAAGAUUCGUUUUGUACGCGACGCCCCGACUUCGAUCUCUUUCUUUCCUUCCCUCUCCUCACUUCUCAUCCUUCUUCCUAUCAUUUUUUCCAAACGCCAAACCUUAAUCUUAUAAAAUUCUCUCUCUAAAGAAAGCUUCUUUUUUUUUUUUUUUUUCUUUUUGUUUGGGCAUAGUUUGGUUUGGGUUGUCUUUAAGUUGAUUCCGUUUUCUGAUUCUAUUUAGAUCCCAUAUUCUCCUCUCCUUUAAUUUCCCUCUCGUUGGUUCGGAUCUAUCUAUGCUUAGACCACCAAAACCCACUUCAUCAUAUAAUCUGCUUCAUCAUCAACGGCUAUAUCACCAUCACCAUCAUCAUUAGCAGUAACAAGGGGAAAAAAUGGAUUAUGCAGAGAAGAUGCAGCGGUGCCAUGAAUAUGUGGAGGCAUUAGAGGAAGAAAAGCGUAAGAUUCAAGUUUUUCAACGCGAGCUUCCUUUGUGUUUAGAGCUUGUCACGCAAGCGAUCGAGGCUUGUAGGAGGGAGUUAUCGGGUACGACGACGGAGUACAUGCAUGGGCAAUCAGAGUGCUCGGAGCAAACGAUGAGUGAAGGAACUAGACCUGUGCUUGAGGAAUUUAUUCCCAUCAAGAGGACUAAUUCUUCUUCUGAUAAUGAUGAUAAUGAAAAUGAUAAUGAUGAUCAAGAACAGCAUUCACACAAGCGAAACCAAACUAUCAUCAGCAACAGCAGCAACAAGGACAAAAACAGCAGUGAUCAUAAGAAGAAAUCUGAUUGGCUUAGAUCUGUCCAGUUGUGGAAUCAGUCCCCAGAUCCACCUCCCAAAGAGGAUGUGCCCAGAAAGGCAGUGGUGACGGAGGUGAAGAGGAAUGGAGGUGCAUUUCAGCCAUUUCACAAAGAGAAAACUACAGGGAAGAGUAUUCAGACUAUUGCUAAAACCCCAUCUUCAGUGCCGGCUUCCGCAACCAGUUCGACGGCGGGGACAGGAGCAGGAGCAGGGACGGGUAGUGGAAGUAGCAGAAAAGAAGAGAAAGACGGGCAAAGUGAAAGAAAGCAAAGGCGGUGUUGGUCACCGGAGUUGCAUAGACGCUUCUUGCAAGCCCUUCAACAGCUUGGUGGUUCACAUGCUGCAACGCCAAAGCAGAUUAGGGAGAUAAUGAAGGUGGAUGGACUAACUAAUGAUGAAGUGAAGAGCCAUUUACAGAAAUACCGUUUGCAUACGAGAAGACCAAGCCCGGCAGUCCACAACAACAGCAAUCCACAAGCACCUCAGUUUGUAGUUGUUGGAGGCAUAUGGGUGCCACCACCUGAAUAUGCAGCAGUGGCUACAACAACAGCAUCAGGGGAAACAGCCACCUUAGCUGCAGCGGCCAACGGAAUCUAUGCUCCGGUGGCUGCACCACCACCCACUGCCCCUCAAAUUCUACAAAAGCAGAAACAUACACAAUCUGAGCAGAUGCAAUCAGAAGAAAGGGACAGCCAUAGUGAAGGCGGUGCUCGAUCUAAUUCCCCUGCUACAUCUUCCUCAACACAUACUACCACAAAUUCCCCUUUGUUUUGAUUGUCAUAACAGGAGAUCAGGCUGUAAAAUUUUGUAACCAAAUAAUAGAAAAAAGGCUUAUAUAUUUUGACUUAGACAUUAUUCAAAUGGAGUCUUUUUGGAAUAAACGGGUCCUUGUACUUCA
This is a messenger RNA of Hevea brasiliensis (rubber tree), 1865 nucleotides long. RefSeq names its product transcription factor HHO3. The record is from RefSeq and is a predicted model, not a curated record. Gene Ontology annotation, biological process: regulation of DNA-templated transcription. The transcript has 5 exons. Gene Ontology annotation, molecular function: DNA binding; DNA-binding transcription factor activity. NCBI's taxonomy places the organism in Eukaryota, Viridiplantae, Streptophyta, Magnoliopsida, Malpighiales, Euphorbiaceae. Bases 563 to 1741 code for a protein of 392 amino acids.